AAUCACGUUUUUGCGCUGCAUCCGUGAUGUUCUAGUGAACGUUCAACGUGUGUAAUCGACUUAUGAACGAAUCGCGCUUCAGACAGCGCUCGGAGUGAUGAGGUGGUUAGCGAGCUGGUAGCGGCGGUCCUGAUGCUGCUUUUGUUACCAGGCGACCAGGACGAGCAAGAAAUCUUCGCAGUGACCUGAAACAUAAGACAUGUCAGCUGAGCCAAACUACCGGCGCACUAAACCCGGCAUGAAAACCAGCGUUCCCAGUUCCAAUGGUGCAACUGGCCCAGCGUCACAGAUUCCGGGUUUGUCACAGUCUGCCGAAACUGGACCCGUAGAGAGAACCUCGGGACGACGGGUCGGAAUCCAGGCUACGGAUUCGGACUACGUCAAACUCGCAAAACAAGGAGGACACAAAGGGUUAUUGUCGCACGAUAACACAGAUGAUAACCCCAAAUCUGGCAGCUUGUACUCACCCCCUAACUGGUUUUCUGCUGAAGAUGGCCAGCAAAGCCAAAGCAAAGGUUCAUCGCAGAGGCUGCUGGCCCCGUUUGGGACCGACGACGGGCCGUCGUCGGACCAGGAGUCUGACGCCUCCCCUGGCACCACAGACAAGAAGGUGUUGGUGGGCCAGGCGGCGCAGGAGCUGCAAAAGCUGUCCAUAAACCCGAAGGACAUCGAGGAGGCCAACCGCUACAAAAGGAUGUCACACGAGAAGAAGGCAGCUGCUCCUGUCAGCAUGACCAAGCUGUUGAGCUUCGGCUACAUGGAGGAGGACAAGAAGUCCCCUGACGAGGACACCUCAAGUGUGACCUCGGAGCAGACGAGCACUAUCGCCCUUGAGGAUGAGCUGGAGUGAAGGAGAGUUAGGUAGUCCCGCCUCCCGGGUCACGGGAUUGGCUGCCCCUGCCGCCCUCAUCCUUUAACCCCCUCCUCUUUAUGCAAUCUUUCUUCAGUCAUUCGUUAUCUUUAAAAGUCACUCGUGUCACGCUUACACGUCCAAUGGUGCUCGUGCUCGCUGGAAUUUCCACGCCCUCUCGGGGACGACACGCUGUUUGUAUAAAACUGUGCACACAAGUCGCGUGGUGUUUGCAGCCUGAACUGCAAACAGAGGUUGUUCAUACCUUUUUCAUGUGCUGUGACACUUAUGGAUAUGUCUUAUUUAUUUAUUUAUAUUAUUGAUUAUUUUAGCAAAAAAGAGGCUGUGUUGUUUAUCUGAUCAGAUGUGCCAAGGAAAGACUCCAUCAUCUUUUGUGUCACAUUUGGAAACAUGCAAACGUGUGCCGUUCACGAGACUCCAUCUGCGUCACUACCGCAGCGGACGUGGGACGUAUGUGUGUGUGUGUGUGUGUGUGUGUGUGUGUGUGUGUGUGUGUUGAGGAACUUUGAGGUGGUCCAGGGAGCUUUUGCGAUCAUGAAUGUCUUAUUAUGCAGUGCGAUGUUUGGGGUGGUGGGGUGGGGGGUUCAAUGUAAUGGUACAUUCUGUCUCUUAGAUUCAGGUGCAGUAGGUGUGCACCGAGGUGAACUUCGCACGCGGUCUUCUCUCCCCCAUGAUGUGUACAGUGGGUGUCAUGUGAUAGCUGAAUAAAUGUGCAUGUGCAUGGAAAUCA
Molecule: messenger RNA, 1601 nt
Organism: Electrophorus electricus (electric eel)
Lineage: Eukaryota; Metazoa; Chordata; Actinopteri; Gymnotiformes; Gymnotidae
Gene: c3h7orf57
Product: chromosome 3 C7orf57 homolog
Source: RefSeq, a predicted model, not a curated record